AAGAGAAAUGUUCAUUCUUUUCUGGAAAUCUUAGCAGAGUUGAGAGAUUGAAGAUCUGAUAGUCCCAGAGAAAAUGAUGCUUUUUAACAAAAGGAUGUUGCCACUAAAGCAGGUGGCUGGGGCAGGGCUGGGGCAUGGAGCGGGGAGCCCGGUGCUGGCCGCAGGGCAGAGGCUGUGCCGCUGGGCUCCUCCCCAGCCCUGCCCCUUGCCAGCCCUGCCCCGAGCUCGCCACCCCUGGCACUGCAGUUUGCCUCCUGUCCUGCCUGCGCUCGCCUUCCGGAGCUGCUGGAGGCCCAUGUCGAGGCAACCUGCGUGGGUUCGGAAAUGUCCUUCCUGCCCGACUUGGGGACCUUCACCAUGGGUAUGUGGUCUGUUGGCCUUGGAGCCAUUGGUGCGGCUGUGACGGGCAUCGUCCUUGCUAACACUGACUUGUUUUUGUCCAAGCCAGAAAAGGCUACCCUGGAGUUUUUAGAGGAGAUAGAGCUAAAAACUUUGGGAUCAGAACAAAGGACAUUCAAGGCAAGUGAACUAUGGGAGAAGAAUGGUGCAGUGAUCAUGGCUGUACGAAGACCUGGAUGAUUUUUGUGUAGAGAGGAGGCUUCUGAGCUUUCCUCUCUGAAACCCCAGCUGUCCAAGCUGGGUGUCCCUCUCUAUGCUGUUGUGAARGAGAAGAUAGGGACUGAAGUGGAGGAUUUUCAGCAUUAUUUCAAAGGAGAAAUCUUUCUGGAUGAAAAGAAAGGCUUUUAUGGUCCACGCAGACGRAAAAUGAUGCUGUCCGGCCUGUUCCGCUUGGGAGUUUGGCAGAAUUUCUUCCGUGCUUGGAGAAGUGGAUAUAGUGGAAAUCUGGAAGGAGAAGGAUUCACCCUGGGAGGCGUAUAUGUGGUUGGAGCAGGAAGCCAGGGUAUUUUACUGGAGCAUCGUGAGAAAGAAUUUGGAGACAAAGUCAGCCUUCCAGCUGUCCUUGAAGCUGCUGAGAAGAUAAAACCACAAGCUUCAUAAGUGGAAAAACAGUUGCACRUGUUUCUGAUUACAGCUUGAAAUGUAGAAUGCAUCCAUGUCUUGAGUGUGCAGUUUAAUUGCUUAACUAUUUAGUGAUCAGURCACMGGAAARGUUCUCUAUUCAAACAUAGAAAAUKAUGAAAAUCCUCUUGAAUUGUUUUUUUGUUCCUUUGCAGCCUUCCAGGUGGUCAGGAUUUCAAAUGAUCCUUUGUGUCUGACUGUAUUAAUGAAAGGCUGGGUCUAAAAUCUGACCUAGCCUAGAUGUUUUCAGUCAGAGACAGUCGGUUGAAAACCUGUCUACCUACGGAAACAAAACACUGCUGAGGCUGCAGUAGUGGAGUWCCUGCUGAGGGGAAAAGACAAUAAAAGUUUAUAUAAAUGA
Molecule: messenger RNA, 1381 nt
Organism: Malurus melanocephalus (red-backed fairy wren)
Lineage: Eukaryota; Metazoa; Chordata; Aves; Passeriformes; Maluridae
Gene: PRXL2A
Product: peroxiredoxin like 2A
Exons: 7
Source: RefSeq, a predicted model, not a curated record